AUGGAAAGACAGGCAACCUCGGCAAAGGGACCGUCAGCUUCGACGCAAAUUCCAGAUGCCAGCGGGUCUGGUAGCCUCGUAGGUUAUUUCCGGCUGGCUCGCGGGCACCUGAGCCGCCAAACCUAUUGGGGUUCCUUUAUCUUCAACAUAGGUGCCUUUGUUCUGCCAGCCCUAUAUAGUACUCUCAGCAAAAUAUGGGUUGCAGAGAUUGACUCUAGUCAAGUUGUGACAACUGACGUGUAUACCUAUAUUGGAGUGAUCGUCGAGGUUAUAAAUGAGGGUUUCCCUCGCUCGGCGUGGUUAUUGAUAGGGGAUAAUGCCACCCGGUCUAUGCGCUCGCGUCUGGAUCUGACGUGCACCAUGAUUGCAGCCACAGCAGUGCAGGGUUUUGUGGUCAUGGUCAUAUUACUAAUUCAUCCGCAAAGUCUUGCAUCGGCAUUUGUUCCAGCUAAGGUUCGACAAUCCUCAAUGACGUACAUUAGACUGUCUUCUGUCCAAUUUUAUACCUCUGCGAUGGAAGCAGCCUUAUCCUCAUCGACACGGGCAUUGGACAACCCCGAUGUGCCGUUGGUGAUAAGCUCGAGCAAGUUCAUAAUCAAUAUACUAUUAGACCUGCUUAUAAUCUCAAGGUUCCGUGUCGGCCACUCAACGCCAACUGUCAUCCACCAGGCCAUCAUUCGGCUAGCUUGUGACUGUCUUUCCGCUCUCGCGGGCUUAUCAUACUUCGUAUUGAUUAUCGCACGUCGCAAAAUAGAUGCGAGCGAUCGAUGCAAUUUUAAUAUCGUGCAACUUGGUGAAACUUACGCAACUGCCUGGGGUGUCUUUAAUACUAUUCGCUGGGGCCUCAUUAUGGUACCUGUCCAGGCGCUUGAAACAUCUACACUCGCCUUUGUUGGCCAUAACUGGGCAUUUUUCCGAGCGUCAAAGGAGGCACAGUAUCCAAAGGCAUCCCGCAAAGAGGUUUUAGGGAUCUUGCGGCCUGCCCUUAUGUCCUGUUUGGUCGGUCUUGUCUACGAAGUCGUUCUUUUCGCAUCUCUUUCCGUACAAGGAGUUCAGUAG
This is a messenger RNA of Penicillium brasilianum, 1059 nucleotides long. NCBI's taxonomy places the organism in Eukaryota, Fungi, Ascomycota, Eurotiomycetes, Eurotiales, Aspergillaceae. The record is from the annotation of a GenBank genome assembly.